CGGUUGUUCGUUCGACACUCGACAGUGGUAUCGCGUCAGCCGUACCGCACUGACGUGACGACGGUCAUCUUUCGAUUACAGCCGCUGUUUACGCGCUCGCGUGUCUACAACAACAACAACAACUAAUUAAUUAUUUUCACUGUAAUAUUAUUAUUGUUGUUUUUGUUGCCGCCCGUCGGGAAAACCGGACGUGAUCAGUUAACGUCCGCCUGUUUAACACCAUUACACCCAUAGGUGUAAUACCAUACUUCGCGCGCGAAUCUGUUCGUUUACCGCGCGUGACGGAUUUUCCACAGUUCCAUUGGUCCGUUUGUCAUGCGGUCCUAGACCGAAAAAAAAUUUGUGCCGAUUAUCUUUUUAAAACUAACCGCUCCGAUCGUCGUUUUCCGCGCUAAAAGAUAUAAUACACACGCACGGCCGCCAUGCCGCUGUUCGGAAAAAAAGACGUGUCGAAGAAAACGAAGAAGGACGCGGAAAAGUCGCAGUCCAUCGAAGACAAGUACGACGUAAAGGAUCUGCUUGGCACGGGAGCUUUUUCCGAAGUCCGAUUGGCUGUGAGCAAGGAACGUCCAAACGAAAUGUACGCCGUAAAGAUCAUCGACAAAAAAGCCUUGAAGGGAAAAGAGGACUCUCUGGACAACGAAAUCAAAGUGUUGAGAAGGUUCAGUAAGUCGGUGAAAAGGAGUGACCAUUCGGGGACCGACGAUAAGAACGAGGGUCAAUGGCUCACUCAUCCAAACAUCGUGCAACUUUUGGAAACGUUCGAAGACAAGUCGAAGGUGUAUCUCAUCAUGGAAUUGGUGACUGGAGGCGAGUUGUUCGAUCGCAUCGUGCAAAAGGGUUCAUACACCGAAAAGGAUGCUGCCCAUUUGAUCCGCCAGGUACUAGGAGCUGUGGAUUAUAUGCACGAACAAGGUGUCGUGCACAGAGAUCUUAAGCCAGAAAACUUAUUGUACUACAGCACAGACGAUGACAGCAAAAUUAUGAUAAGUGAUUUCGGAUUGUCCAAGAUAGAAGAUUCUGGUGUGAUGGCGACUGCUUGUGGAACUCCCGGAUAUGUCGCUCCGGAAGUAUUGGCUCAGAAACCCUACGGGAAAGCAGUGGACGUCUGGAGCAUCGGUGUUAUUUCGUACAUAUUGCUGUGCGGAUAUCCGCCGUUUUACGAUGAAAACGACGCGAAUCUCUUCGCUCAAAUCUUAAAAGGUGAAUUUGAAUUCGAUUCUCCAUACUGGGACGACAUUAGCGAUUCGGCGAAAAACUUUAUAAGACAACUGAUGUGUGUUGACGCAGACAAACGUUACACGUGCCGUGAAGCACUGGCUCAUCCAUGGAUAUCUGGUAACGCGGCCAGCAGCAAGAACAUUCACGGAACCGUUUCGGCACAGCUCAAAAAGAACUUCGCCAAAUCCAGAUGGAAGCAAUUAAUGAACGCCAUAACCAUGGUGCAUAAAAUGCAGAGGUUAGCGAUGAACGUGUCGGAAGUGUCGGACGCAUCAUCGUUGCUGCCUGCUGCGGCAGGAGUGCCGAACAGACAGAAGUGUGCUACGAUUGUAGAGGAAGCCGAGAUUGAUGAUUGUGACGGUGACAAUGAUCAUGGCCAAGAUAAUAAUGGCUAUGGCACCGAAGCAAGCAUAUCACGCGACAACGGUGGUGCGACAGAUGAAAAGAAUGGCCUUGAACAGCGGAGCAGGAAUUAGCCAGGAUGCGAGAAUGGACAACCAGGACUCUCUGGUCAACGGGAUGACCGAAUCUAACAGACUCUAAGAAUUUCUCGUUUACUUUCAUAUUAUUAUAUUAUCAUAAUUAUUAUUAUUAUUACUCUUCUAAUUUUUAAAUAUCAUUAUUUUAUUAUUUUUUUUUUUUUUUUGUUAACGAGAAUAAUUCUACACAUAUCUCUUAUAUAUCGAUAAAAUAUAAACUCUAUACCCAAUGCCCGUCACUAUAUACAAAUGUAUUAAAACAUAAAAGAGAGACGAUAUACCAUAGGUAUAUAUUAUAAUAUUACGUAAGUGUACUUAUAAAUUGUAUAAUUUGUAGGUGUAUGUAUGUACAUAAUACCAUAAAUAGGUAUCGUUAAUAUUAUAUACCUAUAUUUGUAUAUUAAAUAUAUAUUAUAAAUUAUAAUAUUAUAAUUACCUACAAAAAUACGCGAACUUAAUUUACACACUUUGCCGUAAAUCAAAUAAAUCAAAUAUUUUUGCUCAUCGAGAUGACUUUGACGUUGUAUAAUAAAAUUGGAAAAAAAUUAUAAAAACGUGUAGAAUUAUACAAAUAUUAACAAUAUUAUUAAAAAAAAAAAAAAGACAUUAGACUAAAUAUACACACACACACACACAUUUAUUAGUAAGUGUAAUUAUUAAAAAUCGAUCGUACCUAUAUAUUAUGACUAUACAACGCUCCACGUCGCUUCCGUAGAAUUUUUGCUUCAAAUUCAAAAUAAUAACUAUUAAUUGUCAAAACAUAAACAUUUUUCGAGUAAAACGUGAUCAGACAUUGUUUAAUACCUAUGUACACAUGAAGUUUAAACACUUUAUACUUCAAUAAUACGCUGAAAACAAAAACUCAAUUAAUAUUAAUAAAAAGUAUAAUAUAUCGUUGUAAAAUAUAUAAUAUAUUCGAGAAGUGAUAAUACAAUAUAAUAUUAUUACAAAACAUUAUAGCAUCUAAAAAAUAGUACAGACAGAUGCGUAAUAUUAUAAAGUACUUUCGAUUUUCGAAUAAUGAUAAUAGAUUUAUCUAUUUGAUAAAUACGAUUUUAAUUUAAUUUAAUUUUAAAUAGAUACGAUAUUGAUAAUAUUACAACAACAAAAAAAAACACCCGCUUUUAUUAUAUAUUUAUUAUGUUUAGUUGUAUAAUGUAUACAACAGAUUAUUAUAUAUUAUAUAUUAUCGUUCUAACGUUACAAUUUUGUUGUUAACUCUAUUCGAACUUUUAAUUAUUAUUAUUAUUAUUAUUAUUAUUAUUAUUAUGAUCAUAAUAUUACUAUUUUCAAAAAAUUAAACUUACUAGCGACAUUUGCGUUAUUAUUAUUAUCGUUGUCAUCAUAAUAAUUUUGUACUUCGGACUAUUAUGCAUAAUAAAAUGAUGACAUGUACAUUAAAACUAUACAAUUAUUAUAAACUAGGUAUACAUAUUAUAUUGCACCCACCGAUCGUUGUACUUAUACUAAAGUUUCGUGUAAAAAAAAAUGUUGAAUUUUUAAUUACGAAAAAACCACGCUCAAUGUUCAUCGAAAAUAUAAAUCAUUCAGACGGCCAAAUAAAAAUUGUAUUUAACGCGGGUACACGAUAAGUGGGCAACAAACUGCAUUAGAUUUUCAAAAUAAAAAAAAAAUAAAAAAACUAUUACGGAUCAUCCUGAUUAACGUUUUAUGAUGGAUGAUUAUAUAACAUAAGUGAUUAAUUGUAUGUGUUGCUCAAAUAUACGUCCGCAAAAUGAAUCUCGCUCACUAUUUGAACCGCUUAAGAAUACAUUAAUGGCAUAUUAAAUAAAUACCUGCCUUCAAGCGUCAAACAUUCAAAUAUAGGUACUUCUACUCCCCGUUUAAAACAUUCGAUAAACUAUCUGUUACCCGGACGAGAUCAUUUUUUUUUUUUUUUUUAGGCGUGUUAGGUAUUAUGUUGAAUUAAAUUCUUUGCAUUCUUAACAGCGAGCGAGCUAGUCAUUUACCUACUACAAUUUAUUAAUAAUUUUAUUGAUAAUAACCGCCUUUUGACGAAAUUAACAAAAUAUGAUACACCAAAAAUGUAUAUUGUACUGUUGUAAUAUUUUGGCGCUUAUUUCUAUAUGUCAUUUACUAAAGUCGCGUAUUUCAAGUGAUAAUAUUAUUAUGUAUACUGUUAUUUUUUUAAACAUAUGGUUUCUACGUCACUACAUAGCGUAUUAUAUAGACACACGUGAUAUAAUAUUAUAAUAUGUAAUAAUUUAAAAAUUUAAUAACAUCUCGUUGUCGAUACUUCGUUUAAUAAUAAUUAUUAUUAUUUUUGCUACGACGACAAACUAUCAUAAUGAUAUCGACCUGCAACAGCGAUAGCUAACAAUAAUAAUAACACAAUAUUAUAUUUUAUUCGUAGUAUACAUUAUUAUUAUUAUUGUUGUUGUCGUUGUUAUUGUUAUUAUUAUUUAGUUCGACGUGUCGUACAAGAACGCGCUUUUUAUUUUUACUAUACGCACAAUAUUAUAACAUAAAAUUUUAAAUUGAUUCUUUAGGAUUUUUACCUUUCAAAUUAUUGCUGUUGUGAUAACUCUGUUAUGUAUAAUAUAUAUAUAAUAUGAUAUUAGUAUAAUGCGCUAGAUUGGUUUUUCUUUUUUUACCGUUUCAAUGCGCGGACCAUACUUAACCAUCCGAAAUUUUAGUAAAAUUCGGCGUGACCAUACGACAUGUUUUGUUUAAAGUACCAGCUAUCCGAUGACGCUCAAUGGCGUGCUUAGAUUUUUCCUUUUUUUGACUAUUCUCGGACAUAUUAUUCUCGCGUUGAUCUGCAGGUACCCUAGUUAAUCAUAAUAAUAUAUUCCGUCAUAACCGUGUGAAACUUGUUUAUUACCAACUUAACUUUUAUAAAAAAUUAAAAAUCAUAAUAUACGGAAAACAUGAAGUUUUAUUUCAACAAUAAAUUAUGAGAAACCAAUAAAAAAAAAAACAAGCCAAAGCCCCGAGUAAGCACGCCACUGUAGUAGUAAUAAUAAUAAAAUAUAUUUAUCCAUCAUAAAACUACAAAUAAUAUUAUUACAAACUAUAAGUUUUAUAUAUAUUUUAAUACCUAUGACAUUAUUAUUUACCGUAAAACACAAAAAAAUAAAAUAAAAUAAUUGGAAACAUGUCGUAAGUCACUUUAAAGUUUUAAUAAUAGCGUAAAGUUUUAUCGGAUCAUAAUACAUAAUAUUAUAUAAUAUAGUCGUCAUAACAUUAUUUAUGUUGUGUUUUAAAUAUUUAAGUCUUAUUUUUAUUACAAUUAUUAUUAGUAAACAUCUAAAUUAAUUUUUGUUAUACUUUAAUUAUAAUAUAUAAUAUGAUUUUUUUUUAUAUGUUAUAGUAUAAUACAAAUAAUAUAUACACUCUAUUUAUGAGUAAUAAUAAUAUUAAUUGUUCUUCGCAACAUAUUUAAAUGUAGUUUACAAUUUUUUUUUUCAAAAUUUAUUAUUAUAUUAUUUAAAUUUUAGUGCAAUAAAUUUAGUUGAUUACA
Messenger RNA from Aphis gossypii (cotton aphid), 5184 nucleotides. It is a transcript of the gene CaMKI, whose product is annotated as calcium/calmodulin-dependent protein kinase type 1. Gene Ontology annotation, biological process: protein phosphorylation. The record is from RefSeq and is a predicted model, not a curated record. Gene Ontology annotation, molecular function: calcium/calmodulin-dependent protein kinase activity; calmodulin binding; ATP binding. Bases 423 to 1697 code for a protein of 424 amino acids. The transcript has 11 exons. Lineage: Eukaryota; Metazoa; Arthropoda; Insecta; Hemiptera; Aphididae.